Moneuplotes crassus is the source of this 971-nucleotide messenger RNA. Lineage: Eukaryota; Ciliophora; Spirotrichea; Euplotida; Euplotidae. The record is from the annotation of a GenBank genome assembly.
UAUAAAUGUUUGAAGAAACAAGUCUUUUGUUAUAUGAACAAUGUUGGGUUUGCAUCUGAUGACUCAUGGUCAUUGUUCCAGUUGUCAUCAUGAUCGUUGAUAAGGGUAGAGGUAUGUUCAUAGGCGCAUAUGUCUACAUUUUCAUGAUAACUGUUUUUUGGAACUUGACGCAGGGAUUUGCAGAUGUGGACGACCAGCUGAUAUGGCCAGAAUUAUGCGCAGAGUUCCUUAAUGUCAAAAAGAAAGAAUUGAAAGGAUCAAAGAAGAUCUACAAAGGUAACAAAAAGUGUUUGUAUCUUCUCAAUCACACAACUAUGGCAGAUUUGUUCCUGACAGGCAUCAUGCUAGAAGCAAGGAUAAACUACCUGGCUAGAUAUGGAGUCAUCUUCUUCUGUCCCCUUCCAAUGAUGGCCACCUUUUUCAUGAACUCCAUCUGGUUCUUUAAGAGAGGAGGAAGGGGAGAGGAUCUCGAGCCUUUCUUCCAGUUUUUAGAUAAGAAUUUUAACUUUUUCAUGACUGCUAGGGCUCAUUUGUGUUGCUUUCCAGAAGGUCAUAGGAGCGUAAAGCCUUAUAUGCUACCACUGAAAACAGGCAUGAUCAGGUAUGCUUAUGAAAGAGAGAUUUUGGUUCAACCUAUUGUGUCUUUUGGUAUGGAAAAUGCAAUGAGUGAGUAUACUCUGCGCCUAGACUGGUCUAAAGAAACUUUCCUUGAGUAUUACGCCUGUGAUGUAAUUGACCCUAAAGAUUACAAACCCGAUGCAGAUUCUAAAAUUCCAAAGGAACAAAGGAAUCUCCUAAGUUUCAUUAAAGAUGUAGAAGAUAUUAUGAAUGAGAAAUUUGAAGAGAAUCAUGAGAAUGUAGACCCUGAUAACAAUCGUAUGAAGUUUCUCCGUGAAGGAGAAGAGAAAGAGUUGUAUAUGAAAGCGCCAAAAGAAUAUGCCAGAGAAAAAAGAAAAGAGAAAAGACAUUAA